Lactuca saligna is the source of this 2194-nucleotide messenger RNA. The record is from the annotation of a GenBank genome assembly. NCBI's taxonomy places the organism in Eukaryota, Viridiplantae, Streptophyta, Magnoliopsida, Asterales, Asteraceae.
UGUCAUGGUGCGUUAGUUCCAACGCCGUGACAAACCCAACACCACCAGCAUCUCCUCAAUUCCAGAUUCUUUUUCUCUAAUUUAAAGCUUCAAACCCCACUCAAUUCUCUAUCUUUUUCGGAUAGAGAAUACAAAAGAGGGGUGGUUUUGUGCAUGUUAACUUGUUAAGUUAGUUACAUGGCUACUUCAUCUACCUCUUCUACCUCUUCUCUGUGGUUUCCGGCCACUUCUACUGCCGGAACCCGUAAUUCUUUUCCCAAUACUGAUACAUUCUUACGAUGUCGCCGGAGCCGUCAAUUGACCCGAUUGAAGACUCACAAGUCGGUUGUUCGGUCGGAUUUGGACAGAGAUGUAUCAGACAUGAGAACUAAUGCUCCAAAAGGAUUAUUUCCACCGGAACCUGAACAUUAUCGGGGGCCCAAAUUGAAAGUGGCUAUCAUAGGUGCUGGCCUUGCUGGCAUGUCAACUGCAGUGGAACUUUUGGAUCAAGGGCAUGAGGUGGAUAUAUACGAGUCAAGGACUUUCAUUGGUGGAAAAGUGGGUUCAUUUGUUGAUAAACGUGGAAACCACAUUGAAAUGGGACUACAUGUGUUCUUUGGAUGCUACAAUAAUCUUUUUCGUCUUCUGAAAAAGGUUGGUGCUGAAAAGAAUCUCCUUGUCAAAGAUCACACUCACACUUUUGUAAACAGAGGAGGAGAACUCGGUGAACUUGAUUUCCGCUUCCCUGUUGGAGCACCAUUACAUGGAAUUAACGCAUUUUUAACCACAAAUCAGCUUAAUACAUAUGAUAAAGCAAGAAAUGCUUUGGCUCUUGCUCUAAGUCCAGUUGUGAGGGCUCUUGUUGACCCUGAUGGAGCAAUGACACAAAUAAGAAACCUUGAUAAUGUUAGCUUCUCUGAAUGGUUUAUGUCUAAAGGGGGGACACGUAAGAGUAUUCAGAGAAUGUGGGACCCGGUUGCUUAUGCUCUUGGAUUUAUUGAUUGUGAUAAUAUCAGUGCACGUUGUAUGCUCACAAUUUUCUCAUUGUUUGCAACCAAGACAGAGGCUUCCUUGUUGCGUAUGCUUAAGGGAUCCCCUGAUGUGUAUCUUAGUGGGCCCAUCAGAGAUUAUAUUAUAGAAAAAGGAGGAAGGUUUCAUUUGAGAUGGGGAUGCAGAGAGAUUUUGUAUGACAAGUCAGCUAAUGGUGACACAUAUGUUACAGGGCUUGCCAUGUCUAAGGCUACUCAAAAGAAAACAGUAAAGGCAGAUGUAUAUAUAGCAGCAUGUGAUGUCCCUGGAAUUAAAAGAUUAUUGCCUUCAAAUUGGAGGGAAUGGGAAUUCUUUGAUAAUAUCUACAAAUUAGUUGGUGUUCCAGUUGUAACAGUACAACUUAGAUAUAACGGUUGGGUAACAGAAAUGCAGGAUCUAGAACGUUCUAGGCAAUCGAGGAAAGCAACAGGGUUGGACAAUCUACUUUACACCCCAGAUGCAGAUUUUUCCUGUUUUGCUGACCUGGCACUCGCUUCUCCUGAAGAUUACUACAUUGAAGGACAAGGCUCAUUGCUCCAAUGUGUGCUGACUCCAGGGGACCCAUACAUGCCUUUACCAAAUGAAGAGAUUAUAAGCCGUGUUGAAAAACAGGUUUUGGCUCUAUUCCCAUCUUCCCAAGGUCUGGAAGUUACAUGGUCAUCUGUGGUCAAGAUUGGUCAAUCUUUGUAUCGAGAGGGACCCGGUAAAGAUCCAUUUAGGCCUGAUCAGAAGACACCUGUCAAGAAUUUCUUCCUAGCUGGCUCAUAUACAAAACAGGAUUAUAUAGACAGUAUGGAAGGGGCGACUUUAUCAGGGAGGCAAGCUUCUGCAUUUGUGUGUGAUGCUGGGGAAGAACUUGCAGCCUUAAGGAAACAACUUGCUGCCAUUGAAGCCAUGGACACCAUUGCAGCUGAUGAGCUUACUCUUGUUUGAUUAUAAUAUAUCAUAAUAUAUAUAUGGUUCUUGUAUAAGUGAUUGAAAGGAUGUAAGAAAAUACAGUGAUAAUUUUUAAUUUUUAAUUUCAAAAACUAAGGAUUUAUUAAGGUUUUAUUAGUUUCUUAUACUUUUAGUUUAGGUAGAUAAAUGAUUUUGAUUAGAUUCUCGUAUAAUAUAGAACGUUAUGAUAUUUGAUCAAUAACUUGUGUAUUUAAUAUAAUCACGUGUGAUAUGAACAAUUGAACAUCCU